AUGGAUAUUGAAGUUUCUAAUAUUAACAGCUUCUUUAAUAAAGGAAUAGAUAACAAGGAGAUUGUACCAAUUUUAGAGUAUAAUAUUAAUAGAUCUUUAUUUGAUGAGCUAAAAUCUUACAAUAUCUUAUGUAUUGAUAUAAAUAAAGAUAUUGAUAUUUUCUGUGUUGGAACUAAAGAUGGGGAAAUAAUACUAAUAAACAAAAUGAGUAUGAAGAUUAUCAGUAAAAUUAAUACAGAAAGUUCAAAAUCUAUAAUAAAUGUUUAUAUAAAAACUGGGAAAUUAAAUUCAAUAAGACUAUUUGCUAUUGAUGAAGAUGGUAAUCUACUAUAUUGGAUUAUUAAAGAGGAAUCUUUAAUCAUUUCUCAUAAACAUUCAAUAAUAAAAAAAAAAUUUAUAGCACCUAUAAAAUUAAUUGAAAUAAUAAAAAGUUUAGAAGAAAUUGUAUUAAUUACUACUGAAGGACAUAUAAUACUUGCUAAUAUACCUAAUGAUAAUCAGAUUCAAAAUAUAAGAACAAUAUAUAGGAAUAAAUUAUAUGAUACUAGAAAUUUAACUAUAAUCUAUAGUAAUCAAGAUGAAGAGUACUUUUUAUAUUGGGUAGUUAACAAUUAUUUAUAUAUAUAUGAUAUUAAACACAAAAAUACUAUUGUAAUAUAUCCCUUAAAACAAUAUAUUAACAAUAAUAAUAGUCUAAGUAACUCAAUAAUCCUCUUUAAACAUUCAAAUCAACAAUAUAUUUCUAUUCAAAAUAGAAUUUUUUCUAUUUAUAUAUAUAAGGAAUUAUCUGAAUCUACUUUAAGAAAUAUUAAAUUAAUUUAUAUAUUAACAAUACCAGAGAAAUAUAAGAUAAUAUCAGUUAGACCAUUUUAUAUUACUCCAUUUAAAAAUUCUUUUAUUGCUAUACUAUUAAUGAAUCAAGAAUGCUUUAAUGAAAUUGAAUUAAUAUUACUUGAUAAAUUGUUUCAUGUGAUUACACAUCAUAAUAUAAAAUUUUUGACAAGAUCUUUAUAUAAUGAAGAUAAUAAUAUUAAUUCAAAUAAUUAUAUUGAUUUACUUGUAAAUAAACCAAAAAUUUAUAAUUUCUUGAAGACACAAAUGAUCAUUAAUUUUAAUCACAAUAAAUCAUUUAUCAUGAUAUCUCGUACAAGUAGUGAUGAUUUAUUAUGGUGGUAUAAUAAAAAAAAUGAAAUUAAUCAUGUAUUAUAUUUAAUUGAUGAGAAUAUAUCUUAUGAUAUGGAAAUUAAGAUAAUAAUUGAUUUAUUAAAAAAAAAUAAGGUUAAGGAAUCUUUAGAUAUUUUAAAAAGAAGAAUAUACUUUAAUAAUUCAUUAAUAUAUUCGUAUUAUUUAAAUAAUAAAAUAGAGGAUUUAUUAUUUGUAUAUAUGAACCUUUACAAUUUUUUUGGGUAUUUUGAAGAAUUUGUUACUUUACUUAUUGAAUAUAAAUAUAUUAUAUUAAUAUCAAUUAAUUCAAUGAAAUGGUUUUUUAAGUUAAUUAAGUGUGUAUUUGUAUAUGAUAUUAAAUUAUUUAUAUUUAUUUUAAAUUCUUGGUUUGAUGUUAUUAAGAAGGAAUUUUCUGAUAAUGAAAUAACUUAUCAGGAGAAGUUGUUAUUUUUUAUUAGGAUAAAUGAACCAUGGAUUAGUGAACUAAAAUUAUGUUCAGGAUUAUCUUCAUUAUUUCUAAAAAAAGAAAAGGGUUAUAUUGAUAAUAUUAUAAAUUGUAAGAGAAAGUUGAAUAUUUUAUUUGGUUAUAUUAAAAUAUUACAACUAUACCAGAGAAAAUCAUCAUAUGAAGAAAUAUUUAUUAUUUGUAUACAUAUAUUAAAUAAAUGUAUUGAUAAUAAUAUUUUUGAAGAAAUUUUAAUAGACAUUAUAGAUAAAAUUUCAAGUAAUGAUAUUGGUCAAAUAAUUAUUGAGCAUAUAAAUUGUAUAUUAUUAAUAAAUAAUCAAAAUAUUUUGGAAUUAUUAUUAUUUGGUGGAUAUGUAUCAAUUAAAAUAUUAUAUGAUUGUAUAAAGAAUAAUAAAAAUUCAACUUUUAUAUUUUUUAAAUUUUUGGUUUAUUGGCAAGAUAAGUUGGUAGAUUCUACUAAUUAUAUUAAGGAUUCAUUUUUUAGUUUUAAUAUAUCUCGUAAAAAAAAGAGCAUUGUUGCAAACUAUGAAAUAAAGAAUAUUUCAAAUAAUGUUUUAUAUUGUCUUGAUGAAAAUAUUAAUGAUUAUUUAUUAUUAGAUGAUGUAAAAGGUAUAAAAAAUAGCUUUAAAAUAUUACCAUUAUUGUAUGUUGAAUUUGCUCCACAUCAAUUAUUAAAUUUUAUACUAAAAUUUAAGGAAAAAUUGGAUUUUAAUAUUUUAGUUAAUGAAAUUAAUAAUAAAAUUGAGGGUUUAAAUGUUGAUUUUAGUAAAUUUGUUGAAUAUAAUGAAUUAAAUAGAAGAAAUUUUGAUAAUGAAGUAAUACAUUCACAUAUAUACUUAAUUGAAGCAAAGUGCCUUUCAUUAUUUUUAAAUAAUAAAUCAAAUAAUCAAAAAGAACUUCUUUAUAAUGAUUUAUUUAAGACUUUAUUAAACAGAAAUCUUGUAUUCAGUUGUAUAUCAUUAAUUAUACUUUAUAAGGAGGAAAUUGAAUUCUUAUGGUUAAGUUUUAUCGAGCAGUUAUAUUCAAGUAAUAACCAAAAUAUUGAAAAUUUUAUUAUUUGGGCUGAUUAUAUUUCAAAAAAAGCUUUUAAUUCAGAUUUGAAUUGUUAUCAAUUACAAAAUAUAUAUUCAAAUAAUCCAGUACGGAAAUAUGUUGAAAAUAUAUUAGCAUAUUUUAAUUCUCAUUAUAAUUGCUCAUUAUCUAUAUUUUGUUGUGAUUGGCACUAUUUACCAUUUAACUUCGAAUUAUUUGAAUCAAAAUUACUUGAUGAAUUAAAAAGGCUUAUUAAUUUUAGUAAAGUUCAAAUUUUUCAAAAUGUCAAAACUAUUGACUCAUUUAUUGAUUUAGGUGUGUUAUCUCAUCUAAAAUUCAAUUUAACUAUAGCAUCAAGUAGUUCAAAUGUUCUUUUAUCUGCUCAAAAAAGCUUAAAACAAUAUUUUUUAGUGAAAUUGUCUAAUUCAAUUAUAAUAUCAAAAGAUACUGAUUAUUGUAAUAUUUGCUUUAGAUUAUUACUAAACCCAAAUUUUACCAAGAAACUACACAAAAAAAUAAAAAAAGUGGAAUCAAUUUUAAAUGAUAAUAAAACUCCAAAAUAUUAUCCUUAUAAUUCGAUAAGAGGUAUAAGUUCUGGAAGUUUAGAUAUUAAUAAUUUUAGUUUAAAAGAUUUUCAAGAUGUUAAUGAAGGCUCAAUUGUUAUUUUUAAUUGUGGACACUCAUACCACUAUUAUUGUUAUUUUUAUGAGAUAUCCCAUUCUAAAAUACUUUCUGAAUAUCUAAAUAUGGUAUCAGAUUCAUUAAAAUGUAUAAUAUGUCUUUACAACAAUACAAUGUCUCAUCUUCAGUUUAGUUAG
Cryptosporidium muris RN66 is the source of this 3480-nucleotide messenger RNA. RefSeq lists its product as uncharacterized. The transcript has a single exon. Gene Ontology annotation, molecular function: protein binding. NCBI's taxonomy places the organism in Eukaryota, Apicomplexa, Conoidasida, Eucoccidiorida, Cryptosporidiidae. The record is from RefSeq and is a predicted model, not a curated record. The coding region runs from base 1 to 3480 and encodes 1159 amino acids.